This is a messenger RNA of Phalaenopsis equestris, 2531 nucleotides long. RefSeq names its product probable leucine-rich repeat receptor-like protein kinase At1g68400. The record is from RefSeq and is a predicted model, not a curated record. Gene Ontology annotation, biological process: protein phosphorylation. Lineage: Eukaryota; Viridiplantae; Streptophyta; Magnoliopsida; Asparagales; Orchidaceae. Gene Ontology annotation, molecular function: protein binding; protein kinase activity; ATP binding.
GCCAAUGUGCACAUAACCCCUUCUUAAAAACAGCAUAAAGAAAAAGCUAAAGCGUUGGAAGGACAGCAGAUAAGCAGAACUAAAUCAAGAGGGAGGGAAGGAAACUGUAAGAAAAGUUACAAGUGAUCGCCUAAACCCUAAUCGUCAGAGAGAGAGAGAGAGAGAGAGGAGAGAGAAUGCGGCGGCGCAAGUCCUUCUUUUUCUUAACGUCGUUUCUCCUCCUCCUCCCGCCUUCCUUCUCUGCGGCGACGGCCUCAUCUCUCGAUUCCGACGUCAGAGCUCUCCUCGCAUUCCGCUUUGCCUCUGAUCCCGCCGGCCACCUCUCCUCCUGGAAUCUUUCCUCCUCCGCCGCCGACCCCUGUUCUUCCUGGCUUGGUCUCUCCUGCUCCUCUGGCCGCAUCACUCGCUUAGUUCUCGAGAACCUAUCCCUCGCCGCCACCUCUCAUUCUUUCUUCCCGUCCAUCCUCCUCCUCGACCAGCUCCGCGUCCUCAGCCUCAAAUCAAACUCUUUCUCUGGCCCCAUUCCCCCAGACAUAUCCACCCUCAGAGCUCUCAAGCUUCUUUUCCUUUCUCACAACUCCUUCUCCGGCCCAAUUCCCCCCUCUUUUUCCUCCCUCCACCGCCUCAACCGUCUCGACCUCUCCUUCAACAAUCUCUCCGGCCCUAUUCCGAACUCACUUAACAGUCUUUCCCAUCUCCUCACCCUCCGCCUCCAAUGCAACUCCCUUUCGGGCUCCAUUUCUGGUAUCUCCUUCCAUGCUCUCAAAGAUCUCAACUUUUCCUCCAACCAUCUCACCGGCGCCAUUCCCCCCUCUCUUUCCUUCUUUCCCGCCGAAGCCUUCGUCGGAAAUCUCGCCCUCUGCGGCGCUCCCCUCCCCAGCUGCAGCAAUGUCGUCAGCGAGCCCAACCAUCCUAACAUCACCUCCCCUGCCACAAUUGUCUCGUCCCCAACCUCCAAACCAGAGGCAUCACCACCCUUUGGAAACCUGCACAACACCAACGCCGCCGCCAGCCGUACCGGCAUUAGCCGUGCCGCCGUUGUAGCCAUCGUAGUUGGCGACUUCGUCGCGCUCAUCCUCGUUUCCUUCCUCCUGUUCUGCUAUUUCUGGCGCAAGUUCUCUGCUAAGAACCCUUCCCGACUACACGAAGGAGAAAAGAUUGUCUACUCCUCGAGCCCAUAUGCUGCCGCCGGUGCAACAGCGGCAGGGGGCGGCGGGUUGCGGCGCGGUUGUGGGGGAAAGAUGGUGUUUUUUGACGAGACGAAGAAGUUCGAGCUGGAGGACUUACUGCGAGCUUCUGCUGAAAUGCUCGGCAAAGGUGGAUAUGGAACAACCUACAAAGCUGUACUCGAUGAUGGCGGCAUCGUUGCCGUGAAACGACUCCGUGAUGUUCAGCUCGCCGGAAAACGAGAUUUUGAACAGCAGAUGGAGCUCCUCGGUCGUCUCCGCCACCCGAACCUCGUAACUCUGAAGGCCUACUACUUCGCCCGCGAGGAGAAGCUUCUCGUUUACGAUUUCAUGGCCGGCGGCAGUCUCCACUCCCUCCUCCACGGGAACAGAGGGCCAGGGAGGACGCCGUUAGACUGGGCGGCUAGGAUGCGGAUAGCGGCGGCGGCGCGCGAGGCGCGAGGGCUUUUGUUCGUUCACCAUUAUUCCCGUUCGCCGAAGCUCGCUCACGGUAAUGUAAAGUCGACCAACAUCCUCCUCGACAAGUCCGGCGCCGCUCGGCUCGCCGACGUUGGCCUCGCAUUUCUCGGCAAAGCGGCGGAGAGAAGGUUCUGUGGAUACCGACCACCGGAGGCCGUGCAUGACGGGCGGCGGCCAUUGUUAUCGCAACGAGCAGACGUGUAUGCAUUCGGCGUCGUUCUUCUUGAGAUUCUUACUGGAAGGGGGGGGGGUGAUAUUAGCGGCGUUGCGGCCGCCGGAGUGGGUUUGCCGCGGUGGGUUCAGUCGGUUGUAAGGGAAGAGUGGACGGCGGAGGUCUUCGACCUUGAGCUCAUGAGGUAUAGGGGAAUAGAGGAGGAGAUGGUGGCGAUGCUGCAAAUCGCUUUGUCCUGCACGGUGGUCUCGCCGGAUCAACGUCCCAAGAUCAGCCACGUGGUCAGGAUGAUCGAGGAGGUACACGGCAGUGAGGUCGUGGCGUCGCCGUCUCUGGAGUGCUCUGAAUCCGACUCAGCCUCCGACGAUGCCGCGGCCGGCGGGGGCGGGGGCGCCACCGGGCAUUAACUCGCUUGUUUACUCUACUUGGAAGUUAGAAUAUUUAAUCAAUCUUUUUUAGCCGUUGAUUUUGUUUAGAUGGCCGUACAGAUGGAGAGAUCUGAGCCGUUCAUCAUGUAGUCGACCGUUGGAAUCUAAUUAUGAGGCUUAAAUGUUGUACAGUUUCAGAAUAGCAUUUUGUCAGGUGGUGGCCAUAAAGCUUGAUGCAAUAGUAUUAGAAAAAUAGUACAAUUAUUGAAAUAAGUUUCUUUUGGGGCUUUUACAAACAUACCACCAAAGUCAUAUGAGUUUUACAUAUCUAACAUUUAUAUUAUA